UGCCUUUAGAGAGUCUGCGCGGCAUGGAAGGUUGCUAUGGCCACAGGCUAAGCUCCAGUUGGUGACAGACAUGUCGGGGGAGAUGUAGGACAGCCCGUGACGUAGGCAGCGGGGACGAGCUGGCGUAGUGGCCUGUAGCGCUUUCCAUUAAACAUGGAGGAGACGGAGAACGAGAUCGAUGAAGAAGAAGUUCCGAGUCCGACAGGAGAAGCAGGAGGAGCUGAUGGCGGAGAUGAAAGCACGAGGGAGGAGACAGGAGAGGGGGCGGGGCCACGGCUCAGGCCGUCUGUCCUGGAUAUCCAGCUGGCUUUGGAACGCCUAUGUGAGGAUCAGUCCAGAGAGCAACCAUCAGAGUCUGAUGGGCCAGAUUCUUUGUUGGAACCUUAUCCAGAGCAUCAUGAUGAAAGCACGUUCUCUGAAAAUGAAUUUGGCUUCCUCAGCAUUUCUAGGAUCCAUUCCCCUGGGAAAAUUGUGAAUGAGCUUUUUAAAGAAGCAAAAGAACACGGAGCUUUGACUGCAGAAGAAGUCAGCAAAUCAUUAGAACAAAAUGUCUUGCAAGCUAAGUCAUUUACCGGAGGUGGUUAUAAGCUGGGUGAUUCAGCCAUAAAGCAGUCUGAAUAUAUACGCGAUGAUGAGCUUUUUCCUGGAGGACCAGAUGUUCAAAUAUUGCUUAAACUCUGGAGUAAUGGGUUCAGUUUAGAUGACGGAGAGCUGAGAUCUUAUACAGAUCCAGUGAACGCCCAAGUUCUGGAAUCCAUUAAGAAAGGGGAAAUCCCAGCAGAACUCCAGCACCUGGUUCAUAGUGGCCAAGUCAGCUUAGAUAUGGAAGACCAUCAAGACCAAGAAUAUGUUAAGCCAAGAUUAAAAUUCAAAGCCUUCAGUGGUGAGGGGAAAAAACUUGGAAGCUUAACACCUGAAAUAAUAAGUACACCUUCAUCCCCAGAAGAAGAACACAAGCCAUUUUUAAAUUCUGAAAUGGAACUUGAUGAACAUGUGCCAACAACAAAAAUUCAAAUCAGGCUGGCUGAUGGGACUCGUCUAAUCCAAAGAUUCAAUCUCAGCCAUCGGAUCACGGAUGUGCGCCAGUUUAUUACGCAGUCUCGAUCAGAAUUUGCACACACUGACUUUACUUUGGUCACCACUUUUCCAAACACAGAACUGACAGAUGAGAACCAAACGCUGGAAGAAGCUGAUUUACUGAACACUGUGCUUCUUCAGAGAAUAAAGUAACGAUGAUUAUUCAUGAGCUAUAGCUGAAGAAAUAUAAAAAGUGUCCUUCACAGCCUCCAAGCAGUAAAAGCCAGUAAGAACUCAGACUCACGUUACUGUUCCAUUUAUGCAUUUGAUUUUUGUAUUUUGUUGAUCUGUAAAAAUUUGAUUACUGCAAUUUAUCACUUGUUUUGAUAGCAAGUUGCAUUUCAGAAGGUCCUGAUAAACUUGAUGAGGUGUACAGUGUGUGUUACUCAUGUUUUAGGUCACUGCAUUUUAAUACAGAUCAUGACAGGUUCCAGGAGAGAGGUAGACAGUUUACUCUGGACACUGCAGAUGGUGUUUCUUUCUUUUUCAUUAAUGUCAAUAGAAGCACAUUUUUCCUGGUAGCUUAACUACUGUAGUCCUGGAGCAAUGUUUUCAAUUUAUUGUUUACAUAUUUCAAAAAUCAUUAUAGGCCCAAAGAAUACCUAAAACCCCCAAAUGUUAUAUAUUUUUUUUAAAUCCGACACCCCAGAGAAGAAAAUAGUGAUAGUUAAAAAAAAUUGUGUCAAGUGAUAUUAGCGCAAUAGUUUAUAAAACGUAAAAUUUCAGUAAAAAAUACAAUACUGUUCAUUUUUUGGUAUAUAAACACAAUACAUUAUGCAAUUUUUCAUAAAAUAUAAAAGAUAAGGUUGCACCGAGUAAAUAGAUACCCAACAUGUCAAGCCUUAAAAUUGUGUCCGUCUGUGAAAUGUGAAAAACCUUCAGUACCCUAAAUUUUGCAAACACGAUACUUUAAAAGCCCCUACGGGUCAUCAGUUUAGUGUAACAUAUGUGCUCUGGUGCUAAAAUGAUUGCUGUCACUCUGGCUUAUGUGUCGAUAUGUAACGUGUAGGGCAAUCGCUAUUUUCAUACAUAGGUGUCCCAAUGCAUGCGUUUUCGUAUGUCUGUGGGGCUCUAAAAAAAAAAUGUUUUUAUGUCUCUUCAAAUGUUUUAAACCUUUUUUUUUACACAUAACUUUUAUUGCUAUCACAUAGGGGCCAACAGCCCCCUAUGUGAUAACAUAUAGUUGACAGGUUCUUUUUAUAAGACAUCUGGGUUCUAUUAAAUCCUGGAUGUCUCCCCUGUACUCCACUGCAGCUGAUGGAACACAGGUUAUGUUCCAUCAGCUGCUUCACUGGGCGCUGACCCCAGUGAUUGACAGCUCAGGACCAGGAAGUGACAUCAUACACGCCGCUUUCUGGUCCAUUCAUUGGGGGCAGGUCUGCAAACGAGUGUUCGUAGAGCUGCCGCCACCCUUCCCAGCGACACCCACCAUGACUGCACCAGGCCUGGAGAUGGGACAGUAGAGUCCAGUAAACAUGAUAAAACAAGGGUCGCAUGGGGGGAGGCGUCACAUUGCCCCUGUUGUGGAAGUGAUUGUCACUUCCAGAUGAAAGCUGACAGUCGACUUUACAAGUGCACGCACCCUGCGUCCUGUAUAGCAGCCGGGAAUGUGUUUAAAAACACUUGUUGCCAUUACUGUGUUUUUAAAACAGCGCUGGGAUUAAAGUAGUUAAUAUGCUGUCUUCAUGCAUUUAGAUUGGACUGAUUGGAUUUUUCCAUCCUUUGUUUAGCCAUAUUACCCUUUCAUAACUAGGUCUAAGCUUUUAUUCGAUACAUUGUUUGUUAAAUAAAAUUACAUAAAAAUAGUUUUUUUUAAUCAUAAUUGUACAGUACAGGACAGGAGGUCAUAUGCAAGUAAUUGAACACUGGAAAAAGCUUUACUGAGAAAUGCCCCCAGUUCACCCUCAUAUAAUUCCACCUAUUCCGGGGGACUCUGGUUUUUUUUUUUUCUAAUGUCUUUAGGUGAUUGACAUUUCCUAUGGGUUGUUUUUUUUUUUUUUUUUAACCAUUCUUUUUUAUUUUACUUUACUACUUUGCCUGACACUUCUAUCAAACUCCAACUGCUUAUUGGCUUGGGGCUCACUAGUAAUUUUCCAGAUUGGUAACCUAGAUGUAAAAUCUUCAGAACUAUAUCUAGACUCCACAGCAGCACAGGCCAACCUGCAAUGUUUGCUUCAGACACUAGUUCCUGCGUUAGGAGCACACCUUGCCAUGCAGUGCAACGAGUGUAGUUAGCUGAAGGGUGCUAUACUGAUCCAGGGCUAUGUUCCAUUCCUAUGGCACCCAGACCCUGAAGACUUCUUUGGGGGUAUGCCCAUUGUGAUGUGACUUUUGGUCCCCACCGAGAACCUGCAGUGGGCAUAAAGUAUGACAGGGUUUCCUUGUAUACGUGACUGUGUCCUUUUUCACAUGUGGGUGUUCACUUUCUCCUUCUGUAAAGAUCUCUACUACAUUGGCAAUAGACAACAUUAUUACAACGUUUGUCUUUGUUUUGCCAGGUUUUGCCCACACAGCCUUGCUGCUUGUGUGGUAACAUAGUUGUGCUGUGCUUUCUGACUGAUGCACUUCCACUUGCCAGGUCAGACCAGGUCAAAUUCAUUACAAAAUUUGGAGCACAAUGGAAAACCAUUAGAGAAGUUAUGAACACUGGCCUAUUCUUACUUCAAACUCUCAACUUGCAAAGAUAGUGGGACGUCCACUCAGAGUCCUCUAGAGCUUCACCAAAGGACCAGAAAUCUAAAAUAACAGGAAUGUACGCCUGUGGGAACUGUAGCAUCUACCCCUUUGUCGAAAAGACUUAAGCCUCAUACACACGAUCAGAUUUUCCAACGGGAAUUGUGUGAUGGCAGGCUUUUG
This is a messenger RNA of Rana temporaria (common frog), 3933 nucleotides long. It is a transcript of the gene UBXN2B, whose product is annotated as UBX domain protein 2B. The transcript is spliced from 9 exons. Gene Ontology annotation, cellular component: cytosol; nucleus. The coding region runs from base 154 to 1230 and encodes 358 amino acids. Gene Ontology annotation, biological process: proteasome-mediated ubiquitin-dependent protein catabolic process; nuclear membrane reassembly; Golgi organization. Gene Ontology annotation, molecular function: ubiquitin binding. The record is from RefSeq and is a predicted model, not a curated record. Lineage: Eukaryota; Metazoa; Chordata; Amphibia; Anura; Ranidae.